AUGUCUACCGAAGAACAUAAGAUCAUCAGGGAAUUGGAAAAGGAUGUCGAAAGAGAUUUAGAAGAUGAACUCAAGGACGGUAUAUACCAUCUUGCGUUUAGGUUGCAUCGGCUUUAUCAACAUCAAAAAGAAAGAUAUGGAGGUGAAUCAUCUGACCCUAAUACCAAUACCAAAGCCCUUUCAGAGCUCAACAUAAAUAUACGAAUGGAAAAUGGAACUAAAAUAGAAAUCAAGGAGCUGAAGAACGGAAGCACACAAGAAAGAGUAACACGUCCUAAGAGUUCUACAUCGAUGAACCUCAACAGAAUCAUUCCUCCGAACAAAACCAAGUUCAAUUGGGAAAGUACACUUCGAUCAGAACCCGUUAUCAAGAAAAUUGGCAACUCGACUAAGCCGAAGUCCAUAAAUAAAGUAAUUGGAAGGGACAUAAAAGGUAACCGGGCCGUGGCAAUGAGAACGGAGAAAGUACCAUUAAAGAAAAAUAUAUUGCAAACCCGUUUGACGAAUUAA
Messenger RNA from Lactuca virosa, 510 nucleotides. The record is from the annotation of a GenBank genome assembly. NCBI's taxonomy places the organism in Eukaryota, Viridiplantae, Streptophyta, Magnoliopsida, Asterales, Asteraceae.